AUGGCGGCAGACAAUCCAGUGGUGUUCUUCGACAUCUCAAUCGGCGGGCAGGCAGUGGGGCGCAUCAAGAUGGAGCUCUUUGCAGACGUCGUACCAAAAACUGCAGAAAACUUCCGCCAGUUUUGCACGGGAGAGUUUCGAGGUGAUUUUGUCAAGGGAGAUGGAACUGGGUCUGCAAGCAUCUACGGACCCUCUUUUGGAGAUGAGAAUUUCAAACUGAAACACGACCAUCCAGGUCUCCUCUCCAUGGCCAAUAGUGGACCUGCUACCAAUGGCUGUCAGUUCUUCGUCACUUGUGCCAAGUGCGAAUUUCUCAACGGGAAACACGUGGUGUUUGGGAAGGUGGUGGACGGACUGUUGAUAGUCAGGAAGAUAGAGAACAUCCCAGUUGGAGCCAACAGCAGACCCAAACUACCUGUUGUUAUCACUCAAUGUGGAGAAAUGUGA
Geodia barretti is the source of this 447-nucleotide messenger RNA. The record is from the annotation of a GenBank genome assembly. Lineage: Eukaryota; Metazoa; Porifera; Demospongiae; Tetractinellida; Geodiidae.